CAAAAUACUACAAUGUGUGUUUAGCGCCUCUACCGAUAUAUGCGUGAGAAAGGCAAAAGUUGACAUCGAUUCUACCUUUUUGGAAAUUUAACCAUGUCGAAGCGAGGACGUGGAGGAGCAGCCGGAGGAAAAUUCCGGAUCAGUCUUUCGCUGCCUGUUGGCGCAGUCGUCAACUGUGCUGAUAAUACAGGUGCAAAGAACCUUUACAUUAUCGCUGUCAAGGGUAUUCGAGGUAGAUUGAAUCGGUUACCUGCAGCUGGUGUCGGUGAUAUUGUACUUGCCACAGUUAAAAAGGGUAAACCUGAACUUCGGAAAAAAGUGCAUCCUGCUGUAAUAAUCCGACAAUCGAAAUCAUAUCGUCGGAAACAUGGACAGAUGAUUUACUUUGAAGAUAAUGCCGGAGUAAUAGUAAAUCAAAAAGGAGAAAUGAAAG
Ciona intestinalis (vase tunicate) is the source of this 433-nucleotide messenger RNA. The record is from RefSeq and is a predicted model, not a curated record. Lineage: Eukaryota; Metazoa; Chordata; Ascidiacea; Phlebobranchia; Cionidae.